This is a messenger RNA of Prorocentrum cordatum, 2791 nucleotides long. The record is from the annotation of a GenBank genome assembly. NCBI's taxonomy places the organism in Eukaryota, Dinophyceae, Prorocentrales, Prorocentraceae.
CUUACACAGACUUGUCUUGAAACAGUUUACCAUAGAAAGGUCUUCCUGCCUCGAUUGUUCAAAGGCGCUCUCCAAGUAUGGACGGAAUCGCCAAGCGAGGGGGACGAAGGAUUUAACCGUUCCAAAGUGGACAUAUAUUUCGAGGCUGGUGGUCUGAUGUCCUACCAAACUUUUGCAACAGGCAGACCGUAUUCGUUUUGGUUCAACGCUAUCUUACCCAGAAGUGAGUCAGUCGCUUUCGAGCGAGUUAGUGGACGGGGUAAUGCCACUGGGUUGGACAUGCAUGCGACGUUGUUGUUGUAGGCGCCGAAGAGAUUUGCAAGAAUCGCUGACUCUGGGCAAUGGUGAGACGCCAGGCUAUUGGACGCCCGCGCGCAGUAUCUCCAACUGCUCGUUUACAACCGCACAAGAAUGUGAGGAGGGAGGGCAGAGAAGCUUUGAGGGCGUCCAAGAGCUGAGACAGAAGCUUGCCCAGGUUGCCAGUGCUCUGCUUCUCGAGGUUGCCAGCCUGAACGUGCAGCAGGGCGUCGCGACGACAGCUCGCGGCGCAUGGCACAAUGUCGGCACCCAUGGCAGGUCGAAAGGCUGGGUCCAAACGGAGCGUCGCUCGAGAGCGGAGACCAGAGUCGUCCUCCGGAUAAACACUGCAGACCAGGUGUCGGAGUUUUGUAUGAUCAAGAUGUCCAGUCCAGUCGUCCGUUUUGAACUAGGUGGAGACAGCGUGGUUUCAAGUCCUUGCGUCGUUGAAGGAGCCUUAGCAGUUCUGCUAGAGUUGGAGUCUUGGCCAAGUUGGUUUCCAAUGUGUCAGAGGGCGGAUGUACUUCAACGCUGGAGCCCUGGAGAGAUGCUGGUGCAGUUGGACUUCAAGCUGCCUGUGAUACACCUCCAUCUCCUGGUAAAUUUGUACAUCGGCGCAAUCGACCGGCUAAGGGAGGAUGGCUGUUUGGAUUUAGUGAUAUGUUCCGCCAACAGCAAAUUCGCAAGAGGAGUGGUAACACAGGAGCCAGGCCACGAUGGCGGGACUCGCUUCUUGGACGUGCGCCUGCCGCCAGUCAUGCUACCGCGUUUCCAAGCUGGGAUCGAUGCAAACGCUGACGUGGCAAUGCUGCGCAUCUCGCCGAUGAGUGGACAGGGCGAUCACCAGCGCGUCCAAUUCUGCCUGGUCGGCGAGGAGCCGUGCCCGAUCGACUGGCUGCCGCGGAAGAUCUGGAGGAUGCUGGCGAGGAACUUGGUGUCGAUGCUCGAGCGGCGCAUGUCAGAAGCUCCGCCCAUCCCGGUCUCCCCCACCGCGGCCCGAUUCUACAGAGCAGUGGAAGAGAGCAUCGCGGCCGGCCGGGCGAGCGGCCGGGCGACGAGCGAGGCGCGGGCAUGAUGUGUUUUUUUCGCGGGAGGCGGCGCAGACUGCGGCACCUGCGGACGUUUCACGGCACGCCGCGCCGGAAGUUGGUGCGUUGGGGGCUUGCCAUCGCUCGGAGGUGUGCAUUUUUCCUUCGGCGAGGACCAUCGAGGAGCAUCCUUUCUCAUUCGGCGAAAACCACGCACGAAAUCGAAAAAAAAAAAACACAGGGAAUGGACGUCCGAGCGAUGGCCAGGGGGCGGGUGCCAGUACGCACUCUUCCCUCGGAGGGCUUCGGUCCGCUUCCUUUUUGUUUUUGUUCGCGUGAUGCCAGGCCGUGGGUACGCUGCUGUGCUUCUUGCUGUGCCCUGCGCCUUCGCCUAAGCACAUGGCAGCGCGCUCGCGCGGGCCCAUGCUGACCCCAGGAUUUGUUUAUUACGCGAGCCCAAUAUACGAUACCAGCGUGCACGUACUACGGCUACGCGUCAGAUCUUGCUUGGAGUUAUGUUCGUGUUUUCUUCCCCUUGACCCGGUUGUGGGCACGUGGGCGACGCGAGGAAGGGGGUCUUUCUGCGCCGUCACUUGCGCGCACGCUGUCCGCGCAAGGUCGCGUUUGAGCGUCACCACUUCCAGCUGGCGUGCCACGCUGGCGGCUCGCGCAAGGGCCCUGGUAGCGCCCUGGGAAUGACGCGCGCCCUGGGGCCGCUGGGGCCUUGCCAGGAUCUUCGGAAUCGCCACGGAGCCUAUUUCCAACGCCUUCCUGCUUCCUGCUUCUGCCUACUUCUUCCGACCGACGGGUACCCUUGCAUCCUGGUGAUGCGGGCCAGCUGCACGCCGCCGCGUGAGGCCUCCCGCCCUCUCGCGCAGUGCCUCGGCGGCUCCGCCGCCGAGCGGCCCCGUGCCGGUGGAGCCCCCCCCGCCCGCAGCGGCGCCGCGGCGCCGCGGCGCUCGGCGUGGCACCGGGCGGGGCCCGCUCCACCGCACGCCGUCUCUCGGGGGAAAACAAACCUGCCUCGCUUUGGACCACCCUCGCUCCCAAGAGAUAAUUGCCAAACAGUGCCACACUGCGGCCUGUGCUGGUCGGGCCGCUGGACGAGGAGGCGCGCGGUGUGGCCUGGUUUUGCCUGGAAGCGGACGCGGGGGAGGUGAUUCACGCACUGCGUCUCACCCCUGCGGCCUCGCCCGGCUGCCGGCGGGCGCUGCAGGCCGUGCGACGUGUUCCGCCGCCGGCCUGCUUCUUACGCGCUAUGCCCCCCCCCGUCUUCCACGCUGUCCUCCUCGUCAUCCGCCGCCUUUCCGUGCUCCGCCGCACUGCGUCUCACCCCUGCGGCCUCGCCCGGCUGCGGGCGGGCGCUGCAGGCCGUGCGACGUGGCGCCGCGGGCCUGCUUCUUACGCACUAUACCCUCCCCCCCCGUCUUCCACGCCGUCAUCCUCGUCAUCCGCCGCCUUUCCGU